AUGCUUCCAAUGCCUAGGGUCGACGGGGACAUUUUUGACUGUAUCCAACGAGGGAAUGUUGAACAUUGUGCACAUAUCAUUCAACAUGAUCGAUCUAUCCUCAAAGAGAAAGGUAAGGCUUGCCUGUGCUUGUUUGGAGUAUGCAUUAGCCUACGUAAUUUACUGCACACACAUUUGGGGAAUAUGGGGAAUGGAUUCUAUUUUUCCACUAGCCUACCUACCCUACCGUAGCCUUUUCUAAUGUCACUUCCGUGUAAGGUGCUAAUCAUACCAUUAUUCUAGGGAAUUUGUUCUUACCUUCUGUAGUUAAAUGCUGAAUAAAAACAUGUCAGUAAAGAUGUCUGUCGUCAGAGCUUUACCAUUAGCAUUUUUCACCCAGUCACUUAGCUGUGUCAAAUAUGCAUGAGUAAAUUGCUUUGGUACAGGCAGCAGAUAUUGCUUUAUACAAUGUGUUAUAACCAAUCUAACUAUCUUAUCACUACUGACCGUAUUAGGCCUAGUUUUAAUCAUGUCAAGUUUGCAAAAUGGCAAGUUUCACAGUCCCAUCACAGUUCCAGAAUGCAUCGACACUAGCUUUUCAAGAUGACUGCUGAAAGCUGACUGCUAAUGUCUCCUGUUGUGAUUUUGUCAUGUUGUCAGAGAGAGAGAGAGAGAGAUACCUUAACCUGUCUGUGUUUUAUCAGUGAUCUGAGAUGGGUAGUUGGUCAGUCUGUCCUCUCAGACACUCACAGCUCCUGCGACAGCAUGGCAUGAAGUCACAGCAGCUAAAGUGACAGUAGUAAAGAGACAAUAGUAGGCCUACUGCUCUUUGGGUGGUUAGGGAGUGACACUAUCUCAAAGUAAUAGAAUAAAUAUGAUCAUUUACAGUCAUAGUACUUGAAGCAUCUUUAAACACCAACAUUUAUUUCACUGUGAGAUUUUCAAUGUCUUCUCCAAAGUUCUUCAGUCAAGACUGUCUCCUUUUAACAGCAAAACAGGCUUUUCAUGCUGAUAAGACUUGUCAUGUGUGUAUUUGUAUGUGUUUGUGUGUGUAUAGGUUGGGGUGGUUUUAGUCCUCUCCACUUUGCGUCCCUCCAUGGUAACCGUGCCAUGGUUGACCUGUUGCUAAGCAAUGGAGCUGACCCCAACCUGACCUGUGAUGCAGGAAUGACGGCCUUCCAUUUCGCCUGCAGGUCAGUAACACUGAUUGGACUGGAUAGGUCCCACUAUCCAGUCCUAUUAAAUCUGUGGAAAGGGACUAGGGGAAGAGCGUUGGCCCCUGUAGGGCUGUGACGGACAUAUAAUUUUGGAUGACGGUAAUUGGCGAGCCAAAUGACCGUGGUCACGGUAAUGACCGUUCAAAAAGCAAAAAAAUUAAUUAAGACGCACAUUUUCUCAUAGACUGAAUAGAACGGGUGUUCCCAUUCAAGUCAAUGAUGGCAUAAUGGGUGGACUGGUGGCCAUUGCGAGUGUACCCAUAGGAGCAAAGCAGGAAGUAAAAGCAGAACAUUUACCCAUCAAUAUUUGCUGUGAUUUGUUGAUUCAACUCAACUGACAUUACAAAAAGAAAUCCAUUGCAUGAGCCACAUCAUCAUUUGAAUGAACAUUCUACAUUACCAUGGAAAUUAUUGCAUCACAAUACCAGGCAGCAAUUGCGAGUGUACCCAUGAGUUUAUCAGUCAAAUUGCCUGGGUAAAGGUUCCAAGCCUGUUCUAUUCAUUCUAUUUCUAUAUGUGCUGCUGCUGCAGGGAGGUGCUACAACACCUUGCUUGUUUCAGCAAGGAGCAACAAAGUUUAAUCACGUUGUUAAGAGUCCAUGUUACAGCAGAAACUGACUCAAAUGCACGAAUGCCCGGCCGUCUUGUCUACAGUGAGCUGUUCAUUCCACACAAAAAAUAAGGUUAUGACGGUUCUAUUAGUUUCAUGACGGUCUUCAUCCACAACCUUUGGUUAUAUGGUAAUUGUGCCAGCCCUAGGCCCCUGGAGCAGAAAUGCCACUCUCUCCUAGACAUGCUCCUCUCUUCUUCUCUCUGAAGUGUGCACUCGUACACUCCCCCUCAUGGAUGUAAAUGGAAUGGACUGGUGUAAAAAUAUGGUGGAACCUCCCUCCAGCCUGUACUUACAUCAAUCCAAUGCUUUUAAAUGCUUGAGGGGGAGUGACCGAGUGGACACUUCAGGGAGAAGGGUGAGAAAUGGAAGUGGACUAUUAAUUAAUUGCUAGUAAUAUAUUGUUGAUGGUAAUGUAUCUGUCUCUCUAGGCAUGGUAAUGUAUACGUGAUGCACCAGAUGAUGCAGCAUGGAGCUGAUCUACGCAUGGUAGACCAUCAGGGUAAAACCGCCCUACACCAUGGAGUAUGUGGAGGCAACAUGUAAGUACACACACACACAUCAUGCACACACACACACACACACACACACAGACAUAAACAAACAUAAACACACACACAUAGCUACAUAAUAUUAUAUAUUAUAUUAAUAUUAUAUAUCAACUUCAUCCCAAGCCGAGAGAUUUUCAAUCUCCAUCAUUAAAAUGUUUUGUUUGUUUUACUUUUUAUGCGCUGUGAAAUUCUUUGAAAAGCGCUAUACAAGUAAACAAAAUGUAUGUGUGUAUAUAUACUGAACAAACAUAGAAACGCAACAUGGAACAAUUUCAAAGAUUUUACUGAGUUACAGUUCAUAUAAGGAAAUCAUUCAAUUGAAAUAAAUAAAUUAGGCCAUAAUCUAUGGGUUUCAUAUUACUGGGCAGGGGUGCAGCCAUGGCCCACCCACUUGGGAGCCAGGCCCACCCACUGGGGAGCGAGGCCCAGCCACAAAAGGGCUUUAUUACAGACAGAAAUACUCCCCUCAGACGAACCUGCAGGUGAAGAAGCCGGAUGUGGCGUGGUUACACGUAGUCUGCGGUUGUGAGGCCGGUUGGACGUACUGCCAAAUUCUCUAAAACAACGUUGGAGGCAGCUUAUGGAUGAGAAAUGAACAUUCAAUUCUCUGGCAACAGCUCAGGUGGACAUUCCUGCAGUCAGGAUGCCAAUUGCACACUCUCUCAAAACUUGAGACAUCUGUGGCAUUGUGUUGUGUGACAAAAAGGCACAUUUUAUUGUCCCCAGCACAAGGUGCACCUGUGUAACAACCAUGCUGUUUAAUCAGCUUUUUGAUAUACCACACCUGUCAGGUGGAUGGAUCAUCUUGGGAAAUGAGAAAUGCUCACUAACAGAGAUGUAAACAAAUUUGUGGACAACAUUUAAGAGGAAUAAACUUUUUGUGCGUAUGGCAAAUUUCUGGAAUCUUUUAUUUCAGCUCAUGAAACAUGGGACUAACACUUUACAUUUUGCGUUUAUACACAGUGCAUUUGGAAAGUAUUCAGAACCCUUGACGUUUUCCACAUUUUGUUACGUUACAGCCUUAUUCUAAAAUUGAUUAUAUAAAUUUUUUCCCUCAUCAAUCUACACACAAUACCCAAUAAUGACAAAGCGGAAACAGGUUUUUACAUAAGUAUUCAGACCCUUUGCUAUGAGGCUCGAAAUUGAGCUCAGUUGUAUCCUGUUUCCAUUGAUCAUCCUUGAGAUUUUUCUACAACUUGAUUGGAGUCCACCUGUGGUAAAUUCAAAUGAUUGUGUAUGUCAGAGCAAAAACCAAGCCAUGAGGUUGAAGGAAUUGGCCGUAGAGCUCAGAGACAGGAUUGUGUCGAGGCACAGAUCUGGGGAAGGGUACCAAAAAAUGUCUGCAGCAUUGAAGAUCCCCAUGAACACAGUGGCCUCCAUCAUUCUUAAAUAGAAAAAGUUUGGAACCACCAAGACUCUUCCUAGAGCUGGCCGACCGGCCAAACUGAGCAAUCGGGGGAGAAGGGCCUUGGUCAGGGAGGUGACCAAGAACCCGAUGGUCACUCUGACAGAGCUCUAGAGUUCCUCUGUGGAGAUGGGAGAACCUUCCAGAAGGACAACCAUCUCUGCAGCACUCCACCAAUCAGGCCUUUUUAUGGUAGAGUGGCCAGAAGGAAGUCACUCCUCAGUAAAAGGCACAUGACAGCCCGCUUGGAGUUUGCAAAAAGGCACCUAAAAGACUCUCAGACCAUGAGAAACAAGAUCUCUGGUCUGAUGAAACCAAGAUUGAACUCUUUGGCAUGAAUGCCAAGCGUCACGUCUGGAGGAAACCUGGCACCAUCCCUACAGUGAAGCAUGGUGGUGGCAGCAUCAUGCUGUGGGGAUGUUUUUCAGUGGCAGGGACUGGGAGACUAGUCAAGAUCGAGGGAAAGAUGAACAGAGCAAAGUAUAGAGAUCCUUGAUGAAAACCUGCUCCAGAGCGCACAGUACCUCAGACUGGGGAGAAGGUUCACCUUCCAACAGGACAGUGACCCUAAGCACACAGCCAAGACAACGCAGGAGUGGCUUCUUGGCAAGUUUCUGAAUGUUCCUGAGUGGCCCAGCCAGAGCCCGGACUUGAACCCGAUCGAACAUCUCUGGAGAGACCUGAAAAUAUCUGUGCUGCAACGCUCCCCAUCCAACCUGACAGAGCUUGAGAGGAUCUGCAGAGAAGAAUGGGAGAAACUCCCCAAAUACAGGUGUGUUAAGCUUGUAGCGUCAUACCCAAGAAGACUCGAGGCUGUAAUCACUGCCAAAGGUGCUUCAACAAAGUACUGAGUAAAGGGUCUGAAUACUUAUUUAAAUAUAAUAUUUCAGUUUUUUUAUUGUUUAUAAAUUUGCAAACUUUUCUAAAAACCUGUUUGUGACUCGUUUCAGGAAACUAGGCGUAUGUCGUGCGUCACUCCUUCACAGGAGAGCCAUUUGAACGUAAACUUAUUUUUAAAUCAAAAUGCGUUUUUUGGCAGACAUGCCUUCUGGAACAUGUGAACUUUAAUAUGCCUUAAUAACAAACUUGUAUGCCAUCUGUAAAUUCGAAUAAAAUUGUUAAAUUACGAGCCUAGUUGGUUUAGCUACAGAAAAAGACAGCAACCUUCCCGCUAGCCAUGAUUGGCUUAGAUAAUGAGUGGGCUGGACAUGCCGAGAGAUGAGUUCGGAUUGGUCUGCCAUGUAGCGCUCUUCUGUCUAUUUGAGCUUGUCAGUAUGUGUAAGUAAUCCUUUCUAAUACAGCUUUUUUUGAAAGAUUUCACGUAGUAGAACUGCAUAAGUGUUGCUCUUCACUUUCUGGAGGACCGAGUUUUGAAAUCAGUGGAAUUAGUUUAGGAGAUGGAGAAAACACCAGUUUCCAGAUUACAUCUUAAAACUAAGGGCAACCAUGGCAUUCAUGACAGAGAGGGAGAAGCGUCCAUCCAUGUAUACGGGUAAGAUAGUCUAGCUAGCUACAUUUUCAAUAUUAUUCGUAUCUCAGAGCCAUUUGCUUUGCUAGUUAUAGCCUAAUGUUAGCUAGCUAACAUUGAACCUGGUUGGUUAGCUACCUGCAGAUUCAUGCAGGGUAGUAACGUCAUGAGUUGGGAUUAUGGUUCAUUAUUUUAGCUAGCUAGGUACAUGUCUUAACAAAAGACUCCACUAUGCAAGUAACCAUUUCAAAGAAUGUUCAUGAUGUCACUUUGACAACUGUUGACAGACGUAGCUGGUAAAUUCGCACUGGCUAUCUAUUCCGAUUUCAGAGCACUCACGUCUAAGUGUGCCAGAGCACAGAAUAACUGACGAAUUUACGAACGGUGUCAGUAAACGUUGGCAAAAAGCGUAAUUAAAUUGUUGCCAGCAGCACAGUUGCAGUCACCAACGCUCUGUAUAACAUAAAAACAGCCUAACCAGCUCUGCUAGGGCGAGUAAAAUGGUCAGAGUGAGCUGUUCUCUCAUUUGUGUCUGAAAGUAGCUAGCCAACAUUAGCCAGUUAGCUUGGGUGCUUGACUGCUGUUGUUAGGACAGAACACUCGGGUCAACCCUACUCCUCGGCCAGAGCGUCCAGUGGGUGCUCUGAACGCUCUGAGAGCGAAACGCUCUGAAUUUAUGAACUGACAAUCUGACAACGCUCUGAGUUUACGGGUGGGGCUAAAGCUUAAGAGGGUGUGAACGAUGCUGAAUGGGUGUAGACAAAGAAGAGCUCUCCAGUAGGUGUACCAAAACAUUCAAAGGCCAUUUUCUCAAAAGUGAGGUUACAAGUUUAUAAACUUUCCUAUUGUUCCUCAACUGUAGUGUAUGAUAUACCAUUUUCUAGCUCUGAGUCUCUACUUUUAUCCAAUGUAAAAAAUAAAAAAAAAACUUUUCAAAUUUUGCUACAUAAGACCGAACCGAAUUUUUGCUUUGCCAUUAUGGGGUAUUGUGUGUAGAUUGAUGAGGGAGAAAAUAACGAUUUCAUCCAUUUUAGAAUAAGGCUGUAACGUAACAAAAUGUGGAAAAAGUCAAGGGAUCUGAAUACUUUCCAAAUGCACUGUAGUUGUUCAGUAUACUAUAUAUAUGACAUGUAGUGCAUCAGUGACAUAUGAUGUCAUAAACUAUGAUGAGAUAUGAUGUCAUACACACGCAUACGCUGUAAGCUAUAAAAUAAAUAUAGAGUUGCACUCUCUUUCACUCUCUAUAUAUACAGUGGGGAGAACAAGUAUUUAAAACACUGCCGAUUUUGCAGGUUUUCCUACUUACAAAGCAUGUAGAGGUCUGUAAUUUUUAUCAUAGGUACACUUCAACUGUGAGAGACGGAAUCUAAAACAAAAAUCCAGAAAAUCACAUUGUAUGAUUUUUAAGUAAUUAAUUUGCAUUUUAUUGCAUGACAUAAGUAUUUGAUCACCUACCAACCAGUAAGAAUUCAGGCUCUCACAGACCUGUAGUUUUUCUUUAAGAAGCCCUCCUGUUCUCCACUCACAUCUUUCCACACACUCAAUCAAACAGACUCCAACCUCUCCACAAUGGCCAAGACCAGAGAGCUGUGUAAGGACAUCAGGGAUAAAAUUGUAGACCUGCACAAGGCUGGGAUGGGCUACAGGACAAUAGGCAAGCAGCUUGGUGAGAAGGCAACAACUGUUGGCGCAAUUAUUAGAAAAUGGAAGAAGUUCAAGAUGACGGUCAAUCACCCUCAGUCUGGGGCUCCAUGCAAGAUCUCACCUUGUGGGGCAUCAAUGAUCAUGAGGAAGGUUAGGGAUCAGCCCAGAACUACACGGCAGGACCUGGUCAAUGACCUGAAGAGAGCUGGGACCACAGUCUCAAAGAAAACCAUUAGUAUCACACUACGCCGUCAUGGAUUAAAAUCCUGCAGCGCACGCAAGGUCCCCCUGCUCAAGCCAGCGCAUGUCCAGGCCCGUCUGAAGUUUGCCAAUGACCAUCUGGAUGAUCCAGAGGAGGAAUGGGAGAAGGUCAGGUGGUCUGAUGAGACAAAAAUAGAGCUUUUUGGUCUAAACUCCACUUGCCGUGUUUGGAGGAAGGAGAAGGAUGAGUACAACCCCAAGAACACCAUCCCAACCGUGAAGCAUGGAGGUGGAAACAUAAUUCUUUGGGGAUGCUUUUCUGCAAAGGGGACAGGACGACUGCACCGUAUUGAGGGGAGGAUGGAUGGGGCCAUGUAUCGCGAGAUCUUGGCCAACAACCUCCUUCCCUCAGUAAGAGCAUUGAAGAUGGGUCGUGGCUGGGUUUUCCAGUCCUGAACCCAAUAGAAAAUCUUUGGAGGAAGCUGAAAGUCCUUAUUGCCCAGCGACAGCCCCGAAACCUGAAGGAUCUGGAGAAGGUCUGUAUGGAGGAGUGGGCCAAAAUUCCUGCUGCAGUGUGUGCAAACCUGGUCAAGACCUACAGGAAACGUAUGAUCUCUGUAAUUGCAAACAAAGGUUUUUUUAUACCAAAUAUUAAGUUCUGCUUUUCUGAUGUAUCAAAUACUUAUGUCACGCAAUAAAAUGCAAAUUAAUUACUUAAAAAUCAUACAAUGUGAUUUUCUGGAUUUUUGUUUUAGAUUCCGUCUCUCACAGUUGAAGUGUACCUAUGAUAAAAAUUACAGACCUCUACAUGCUUUGUAAGUAGGAAAACCUGCAAAAUCGGCAGUGUAUCAAAUACUUGUUCUCCCCACUGUGUGUGUGUGUGUGUGUGUGUGUGUGUAUAUAUAUAUAUAUAUAUAUAUACAGUUGAAGUCGGAAGUCUACAUACCCUUUAGCCAUAUACAUUUCAACUCAGUUUUUCACAAUUCCUGACAUUUAAUCCUAGUAAAAAUACCUUGUCUUAGGUCAGUUAGGAUCACCUUUAUUUUAAGAAUGUGAAAUGUCAGAAUAAUGGUAGAGAGAAUGAUUUAUUUCAGCUUUUAUUUAUUUCAUCACAUUCCCAGUGGGUCAGAAGUUUACAUACACACAAUUAGUAUUUGAUGGCAUUUCCUUUAAAUUGUUUUACUUGGGUCAGAUGUUUUGGGUAGCCUUCCACAAGCUUCCCACAGUAAGUUGGGUGAAUUUUGGCCCAUUCCUCCUGACAGAGCUGGUGUAACUGAGUCAGGUUUGUAGGCCUCCCUGCAUGCUUUUUCAGUUCUGCCCACAUAUUUUCUAUAGGAUUGAGGUCAGGGCUUUGUGAUGGCCACUCCAAUACCUUGACUUUAUUGUCCUUAAGCCAUUUUGCCACAACUUUGGAAGUAUGCUUGGGGUCAUUGUCCAUUUGGAAGACCCAUUUGCGACUAAGCUUUAACUUCCUGACUGAUGUCUUGAGAUGUUGCUUCAAUAUAUCCACAUAAUUUUCCUUCCUCAUGAUGCCAUCUGUUUUGUGAAGUUCACCAGUCCCUCCUGCAGCACAGCACCCCCACAGCAUGAUGCUGCCACCCCCGUGCUUCACGGUUGGGAUGGUAUUCUUCGGCUUGCAAGCAUCCCCCUUUUUCCUCCAAACAUAACGUUGGUCAUUAUGGCCAAACAGUUCUAUUUUUGUUUCAUCAGACCAGUGGACAUUUCUACAAAAAGUACGAUCUUUGUCCCCAUGUGCGGGUUGCAAACCGUAGUCUGGCUUUUUUAUGGCAGUUUUAGAGCAGUGGCUUCUUCCUUGCUGAGCAGCCUUUCAGGUUAUGUCGAUAUCGGACUAGUUUUACUGUGGAUAUAGAUACUUUUGUACCUGUUUCCUCCAGCAUCUUCACAAGGUCCUUUGCUGUUGUUCUGGGAUUGAUUUGCACUUUUCGCACAAAAAUACGUUCAUCUCUAGGAGACAGAAUGCGUCUCCUUCCUGAGCGGUAUGAUGGCUGCGUGGUCGCAUGGUGUUUAUACUUGUGUACUAUUGUUUGUACAGAUGAAUGUGGUACCAUCAGGCGUUUGGAAAUUGCUCCCAAGGAUGAACCAGACAUGUGGAGGUCUACAAUUCUUCUUCUGAGGUCUUGGCUGAUUUUCUUUUGAUUUUUCCCAUGAUGUCAAGCAAAGAGGCACUGAGUUUGAAGGUAGGCCUUGAAAUACAUACAAAGAUACACCUCCAAUUGACUAAAAUUAUGUCAAUUAGCCUAUCAGAAGCUUCUAAAGCCAUGAAAUCAUUUUCUGGAAUUUUCCAAGCUGUUUAAAGGCACCGUCAACUUAGUGUAUGUAAACUUUUGACCCACUGAAAUUGUGAUACAGUGAAUUAUAAGUGAUAUAAUCUGUCUGUAAACAAUUGUUGGACAAAUUACUUGUGUCAUGCACAAAGUACAUGUCCUAACCGACUUGCCAAAACUAUAGUUUGUUAACAAGACAUUUGUGGAGUGGUUGAAAAACAAGUUUUAAUUACUCCAACCUAAGUGUAAACUUCCGACUUCAACUGUAUGUUUAAAAGUUUGGGGUCACUUAGAAAUGUCCUUGUUUUCAAAAGAAAAGCAAUUGUUUUGUCCAGUAAAAUAACAUCAAAUUGAUCAGAAAUACAGUGUAGACAUUGUUAAUGUUGUACAUGGCUAUUGGAGCUGGAACCAGCUGAUUUGUAAUGGAAUAUCUACAUAGGCGUACAGAGGCCCAUUAUCAGCAACCAUCAGUCCUGUGUUCCAAUGGCACGUUGUGUUUGCUUAUCCACGUUUAUCAUUUUAAAAGGCUAAUUGAUCAUUAGAAAACCCUUUUGCAAUUAUGUUAGCACAGCUGAAAACUGUUGUGCUGAUUAAUGAAGCAAUAAAACUGGCCUUCUUGAGACUAGUUGAGUAUCUGGAGCAUCAGCAAUUGUGGGUUCGAUUACAGGCUCAAAAUGGCCAGAAACAAAUUACUUUAAUCUGAAACUCGUCAGUCCAUUCUUGUUCUGAGAAAUGAAGGCUAUUCCAUGCAGAGAAAUUGCCAAGAAACUGAAGAUCUCGUACAACGCUGUGUACUACUCCCUUCACAGAACAGAGCAAACUUGCUCUAACCAGAAUAGAAAGAGGAGUGGGAGGCCCCGGUGCACAACUGAGCAAGAAGACAAAUACAUUAGAGUGUCUAGUUUGAGCAACCGGCGCCUCACAGGUCCUCAACUGGCAGCUUCAUUAAAUAGUACCCGCAAAACAACAGUCUCAACAUCAACAGUGAAGAGGCGACUCCGGGAUGCUGACCUUCUAGGCAGACUUGCAAAGAAAAAGCCAUAUCUCAGACUGCCCUUCUUAAUCUUUUAUUUUUAUUGGCUAGUCUGAGAUAUGGCUUUUUCUUUGUAACUCUGCCUAGAAGGUCAGCAUCCCGGAGUCGCCUCUUCACUGUUGGACACACCUACUGAUUGAGAGAAUGCCAAGAGUGUGCAAAGCUAUCAUCAAGGGAAAGGGUGGCAUUUGAAGAAUCUCAAAUCUCAAAUAUAUUUUGAUUUGUUUAACACUUUUUUUUGUUUACUACAUGAUUUCAUAUGUGUUAUUUCAUAGUUCUGAUGUCUUCACUAUUAUUCUACAAUGUAGAAAAUAGUCAAAUUAAGAAAAGCCCUUGAAUGAGUAGGUGUGUCCAAACUUUUGACUAGUAGUGUGUGUGUAUAUAUAUAUAUAUAUAUAUAUAUAUAUAUAAACUCCCAGUAAUUUAUUGGGUAAAACAAAUUACUGGGAGUUUUUAUACAUAGUGUGACUCUAAUUUAUUUUUAUAGCUUAAAGUUAAUUCGCCAAGUCAGCACCUCUACACAAAAUAAUUUUCUCUGGGUGUGCUCAAGCGCAUGCUUUUUAUUAUACACACGCAUGUACACACACACACACUCUAACCCGAGUUGUGUCUCCCAGUGUAGCAAUGCAGUACCUGUGGGAGACAGGAAUGUUUAGGUGGUGUGAUGGAGACAUGUACCAUGUUACACCUCUACACCUGGCUGCUGAUACUGGCAACACUGAGGUGGUCCGUUACCUGCUCCGAGACAAGGUAAGACGUACACGCUUGGUAAGUAAAUCCAAUGAUGACUUCCAUGUUUCACUUCUAUUGGGGAGUUUUGCUAUGGAGUUUCCUUUAGAGUUCCGUUCCUCAAGUUACAUUAUUUCUUACAAACAGUGCAUGUAAUGUUGUGGGGUGUGUUCCAAUAUUAUCUCCUUUCUCCUAAAAGCAUUGGAUUGGUGGAGGCAUUGGCAAGUGGGGGGUUCCACCAUAUUUAUUAUACCAGUCAUUUUCUUUCAAAUCAGUGAAGGGAGGUGAACAAGUGCACACUUUGGGAGACAGGAGAGAUAAUUGGGACAUAGGGAGAAUCUCAAUUGCAUACUUCUCGUGUCCUCUCUCCUCGCCUCCUUCUCAAAACCCAUUGGAGGAUGUCAGAGGGGAGGGACCUCUGGCUUUCUCAUCCAAUGGGUUUUGAGAAGGAGACGAGGAGAGAGGACGCAUGGAGUAUGCAAUUGAGAUCUUCCCAUAGACAUGGUGACGACUGACUGCACCUGAGAUGGUCACUGUCCUCUGUUAUGUGGUGCUGACUUUCUAGUGGACGUCGCUGUCCACAAGAAUGGUGCUGAAUCUCUGUGACAUGCUCCUUGCUAAUAGAUCUGGAGCCCGAUGGAGCCCUCGGCAGCAGUAUCCUUCAGCUUUUUAUGAUUGUUGCUGCACUGUUGAAAAUAUUUUUUGUUUGUGUGUGUCAGAGGUGUAUGGUGGAGACUGUGGAUGAGGAUGGGUUGACAGCGGUCCAUGUGGCAGCAGAGAGGGGCUGUGUAGAGGUGUGUUGGACGCUGCUACAGAGAUCUGGCUUCAGGAUACUACACUUGAAGACCUAUAGCGGACACACACCUCUGGACCUCUGCAGGCAGGGAAAGACAUUCAGGUGGGUCCCAAUAUCUAUAACCUUUACCUUCACAUUGGUUGUGUUCAUUAGGCAACAAACGGAAGAAAACUGACCAAAAUGUGAUUUUUAUUUUCAGUUGCGAAACAUUUUUAAACGUUUUCCAUUGUGUAAACUAAUGAAUACAACCCAGGAAUAUAUAACACUGUCAACAUCUUCUGUCCAUCUACCUGUCUUAUUGCCAUACCGUCACCUGGAAUAUCACUUUAACGUUUUAACCAUCUCUAUUGUGUUGGGGUUGUAUUUCCACAGACACCUGCAGCUGACAAAACUACUGACCCGCUACAUGAGGGAGCCACCAUUCAACAAACCCGACGAGUCCAACCGUAAGUGCUGAAGCUGUGAUAAGUUUAACUGUAAUGAACAUUGUGUGACAUUGAAUUGUGUUUCUGUGUAUAAUUGUGUGUAUGCGUGCAUGCGUGGGUCUCUUUCUGGGUGUGUGUGUUUGCGCGUGCGUGCGUCCAGUCCUUUACUACUGGACGUUAUUCUUCCCGUGUCUGAUUGGAGGAGCCAUUCUGAUUAUUGCAACAAUGUUGGGGGGCUACGGAGGGAUAACGUGCGCCGUGCUGUUCCCCUGGCUGGCCAGGAGUAUCUUUUCCCAGUUCCACCGCAUGACCACCUACCAGAGGUAUAGACACAGUGUGUGUGUGUGUGCUAACUAUGUGUGUUUGUGUGUAUCUGCACUGUACAGUAAAUUCAUCCAUUGUAUUGUUCUUUGUUCCAUUACCUGUCCUGUGUUGUGUUGCAGGUUGGCCAACCCCGUCUACCUAGGGACUGUGAUAGCUGGAUUGUUCCACUCUCUAGUCUGCUUCUACUACAGAAUACUGCCGCCUAAUAUCCUUUAUAUUACAGCGAUAGUAUAUUACCUAAUAUAGUGUACUGCCUAAUUCUAUUACAAUAAAGUAUAUACUUUUGACCUACAUUGAAUGCCUGAUGAAGACUGUGGCUUUAACCACAUCAAAUUGCAAACCUUGCUAGUGACCGUAGUUACUGGAGGUUGUGGUCGAUUAUUCUGUAGCUGAACAAUAAUGAAUAUACUUUACACUGAUUAUCCAUCAUACAUCAUACAGUAUGUAUGUAGCCUACAAGUAGUAUAUUGUUGGUUGAGCCUUAACCCACUGUGACGCUUGUGGGGGGAUGGUGUUCUGGGUCAUGUGUCACUGGUCCAGUUCUCUGUGGUUCUGGUCUUGUUCUGGAUGGUUCUAACCCAGGAUCCUGGAGAGCUGGGACCGGGAGACGCAGAUCCUCGCUACUCCUCCAUAACAGACCUGCUGGAGAACAACCAGAAUCCUCAGAGGUUCUGCAUCUACUGUGAGGUGAGGAGAACCAAUCAAUCAAUCAAUCUUUAUUAUGAGUUGAAACAGACACAGAGGUUCUGUAUCUACUGUAAGAUGAGGAGAGCAAGUUUAAGUUAGUGUUGCAGCUGAGGAUUGAGUUGUGGCUAGUUUAUCCUGCCCUCCUUUUGUCAUGGUAUUGUAGUGGCGACGAUAGUCCCCACUAUAGUAAGUGUUGAUUGGACAAUGCAUGUUAAAUUGACUCGUCUUUUCUCCGUCAAUCCUCAAUAUUCAGAAACGAAACUGUGCACAUCCAUGGAGAACUACAUUCCCUAAAUGCUCAUCAAACAGCGCCUCGAUCCAUUCAGCAGUUUUCUUUCACAAAGAUAGGUUUAUGGCAUUCUGCCAUUUCUAGUUGACUCAACUUUGGCAAAUGUAUGUAAGCAGACCUUUCCUGCCCCAAAGUAAACUAGAAAUCGUGUUGCAGCUGGUUGCCUUGAUUUUUUAAAGUUGACUCAACAAACAUUUUACAGUAUAUGCACAUCAAUAGCAGUAACUAUUGUGCAUAUGUCAAAUUUAGGGUAGGCCUGCUUAUUUGAAUUUCCUACAUUUUUUGGGAAUUGCCAACAAUGUCACUUAUCACUGCUAUUCCCUCUCUCUCGCCAUCUAGUUGUUCCAGCCAGACCAUACUAAACACUGUAAAUUGUGUGAUGUGUGUGUGAGGGAUUACGACCACCACUGCCUGUUUCUGAACCGCUGCGUUGGCGGGGGCAACCACCGCCUCUUCAUCAUCUUCAUCCUCUCCAUGGCCGCAGCACACCUCCUUUUUGUUGCCACAGCAACUUACCACCUGUAUGUGGUCGUGGUGUCCCUCGAGGACCAGUCGUUGGUUAGAGCAGUAGCUGCACAGUUCUGGGUGGUCGCCUUGACGAUAAUGAACGUUCUGACAAUCCUUUGGGAGGUGUGGUUGUUGACGGAACAGUUUGACGCUAUCGCCAUGGGGACUACGACCUACUUCAAACCUACCUGCGAGACUCGACAACAGUCACUGGGACAACGCUGGAAAACUGUACUUACCUUCCUAUUGGAGGGGAGGAGACGGUUAGAUUAUGGAUACACAGGGGACAAGAUCUCCAUAGACAUUUAGAUAAUAUGGACUCUAAAACCUAUGGUGAAAUGAAGAACAAUGUAUAUUUUGUCACUUUUCCAUUCUUAAAACCAACUGGAUCUUCUAGCCUGGUGAACUAAAGCCUAGGCAUUACCUCGGGAAGCUAAUACCACUAUUAAACAUAUAACAAGUGGUGUGUAGACCAGAAUGAGUUCUAAGAUAUCUUAACAUUAGAGAUAACAUGUUACUUAGAUUGUCUUUGGGAGUGUGGUCGCCAACAUGUCUGUUAAACAUUAUACUUGAACAUAGGUAUUGAAAAAUUAUACUUUUAAUAUAUAGACUAUAGUAGACUGAAUGCGGAAAUCUUGCCAGCGAACAAACCAACAUGUCAAACUCCUCACAUAACGCACUGACUUAACCCCUGUCUGUCCUGGUAAGCAUUUCCUAUGUAUGCAUGCGGAGCUAGUUUUAUGUGAUGCUCUGAGCUAUUUUAAAGCCGACAGUACUUCUACAUUGAUGUAGCUCGUUUAUGAAUAACUGACUGAUUUUGUCUGUCCUGUGAAGGAUCCCACUAUUUAACUAGUAUUUCCUGUGGAGUUCAUUCUCUGCUUCACAUUUGAAUGCACUGAUGUAUUUUAAAACUGUUUCAUUGGAGAUUACUGUUCACUUGAAUUGUUACCUCAGUUUUUUAAAUACUUCCCAAUAUAACAUUUAUUUUUAACCUAGGUGUCAUUGUUGUUUUAAAUAAAAGUGCAAUAUGAUAAAAUGA
Messenger RNA from Coregonus sp. 'balchen', 15189 nucleotides. Lineage: Eukaryota; Metazoa; Chordata; Actinopteri; Salmoniformes; Salmonidae. The record is from the annotation of a GenBank genome assembly.